AUGGGAAGCUUUGUAUUCAAGUGGGACCACCCUGCCGAAGAGGUCUAUGUUACCGGCACCUUUGACGACUGGUCGAAGAGCGAAAAGCUGGUGAAGCAGGGCAACUCUUUCUCCAAGGACGUUAGACUCCCCAGUGCGGCCGAGAAGAUCUACUACAAGUUUGUCGUUGAUGGAAAUUGGGUGACUGACCAUACUGCUCCCCAAGAAAACGACGCGUCGGGGAAUCUGAACAACGUCCUCACCACAGACCGAAUCGUGAAGCACACCCCCGCCACAGCUGGAAUCAUGUCUGGGGUUACUCCGACCUCGACAACCGCCAGCCUGGCAAAGGAUGUACCUCUCGAGAAGGAGAAGGCUCCUCUCCAGAACACUGGCUCCUCCGAAUUGCCAGGAGCUUUCCCUGAGACGCCCGGGGCUGUUGAGAGGAAGGAAUUCUCUGUCAACCCACUGCCCGCUGCAGAUGGUGCCGUCAACCCCAUAAAGCUGGCGCCUGGUGAGAAGGUCCCCGAUCCAAGCACCUUCACCAACAACACAAUAACCUCAACUAUCCGUGACGAUCCUGAGCUUGUUGCGGCAGACAAGGCCAAGACCGAGGGCGAGCGCACCUUCAGUGUCAACCCACUCCCAGCUUUCGCCGGCGCCGUCAACCCCGUAAAGUCCACGCCCGGAGAGAAAAUUCCUGAGCCAAACACUGUCACUCGCAACACCAUCGACUCAUCAGUCACCACCGACAAGGAGACGUAUGAGAAGAGCGGCGGGCUUGGAAAAGCUCCUGUUCUCCCACCUGUUAUCACCCCUGCUGCGGACAGAAUCUCGAACGGCACUGGUGUUCUCGAUAUGCCUCCUGCGAUCGGGCUGAUCCCAGAAUCUAGCUUGCCAAUGGGCUCUUCAGGUAUCGGCACAUUCGAUGCCAGCCCUACUAUUCAAUCUGUCGGUCCAUCAAGCACCACUGCCGAACUUGCCGCAGCAGUACCUCUCGAAUCCGCUAAGGUUCCAGAGAUUGUCAAGGGAAGCCAGGAGAAGGCACACGUUGAACCCGAAGCCAGCGCUAUUCCAGAAGAGGUCAAGGAGAAGAGCGCAGUUGAAAAGGAGCUUCUUAAGGAGGUACCAGUUGCGCCAUCUACAUCUGAAGGCACUGCAGGAAAGGGUACAGACAAGUCUGAGAAGAGUGUCACUGCAGGUGAGGCCGCGGCUGCAAUUGGUGGCGCAGCCCUGGCUAUUGGGGGUGCUGCUACUGUUUACGCAUCCGGCGCUGCAAGCAACCUUCCAGAUUCUGUGACUAGCAAACUGCCCGAAUCCGUCCAGAAGUCGAUUGCGUCCAUCAAUGCGAAGGCCGAUACCACCCCUCAGACUCUCGCUCAGGAUACACCAGAAAUCGUCAAGGAGUCGAUUGCCGAAUCCGGCCAGGCACCAGAGGCUGCUGCGAACGAAGAAGCUGUGUUGGAAAAGAAGGCCGUGGAGAAGGAGCUGCUGUCUGAGGUCAAGCCUGAGACAUCCACCGGCGACUCUGCACCCAAGAUCGCAUCUUCCGAACCAAAGAGUGCCCUCGCUGCCCCAGCCGGAGCUCCCGCUGCUGCUGUGUCACGUGACGUCUCCCCUGGAACCGUCCCAGGCUCGCACAGCGCUGCGAAUCAGACUGCACUAGUAGUUACCACAGGCAUCGCCAGCGCUACAACCGACGAGGUUUCAGCCGCAUCCGCCCCCGUUUCUGCAGCCAAAGAUGCCACUGCUCAACCCGUCUCUGCCCCAGCGAAAGAUGUUUCUACCCCAACAAAAGAGACUGAGGCACCAUCUACUCCAUCCAAGGACACCCCUGGAGGCAGCAAGGCAGCUGAUAGCCCCGGCAGCGUAUCCACUGCCGAAAAGAAGAAGAAGAAUCGCCUAAGCUUCUUUGGUAAGAUCAAGGCCAAGCUUCACAAGGAUAAGGAACCAAGCUCUUCUUCUUGA
Messenger RNA from Drepanopeziza brunnea f. sp. 'multigermtubi' MB_m1, 1947 nucleotides. RefSeq lists its product as uncharacterized. Gene Ontology annotation, cellular component: nucleotide-activated protein kinase complex; cytoplasm; nucleus. Gene Ontology annotation, molecular function: protein kinase binding. The record is from RefSeq and is a predicted model, not a curated record. Lineage: Eukaryota; Fungi; Ascomycota; Leotiomycetes; Helotiales; Drepanopezizaceae. Gene Ontology annotation, biological process: signal transduction.